AUGGGUCGUAAAAAACAGGGAGUAGCAGUUGAGGAGAUACAUGGAGUAGCCGAUGCUGAGCUACAUGGAGUAGCCGAUGCGGAGCUACUUGGAGUUACUUAUAGAGAAGAACCUGCAAGAUGGGGGAAAAAAGCGAAGAUUGAUUAUGAUGACAUGGGACGCCCAUUAUACAAUGCAAAUGGAAAGGCAUUGCAAUCCUACAUUGGCUCUGUUGCUAGAACUAUGGUGCUAAUCAACAUAAAGUCUUGGCCUACUGUUCCAAAAAAUAUAAAACAAAAAAUAUGGGAAGAGAUCUCGAAUGUGUUUGAAUUAGCACCACAAAGUGAGGCUACUGUGAUGAAUUCAGCAUCUCAAAAAUGGAGAGAUUUCAAAAAAAAACUCACUAGCAAAUUUGUUUGGCCAAAUAAAGACAAUCCUGAAAAAUUGAGUUCUUCACCGAGACAAUAUCAGAUUCCAAAAGCAGUUUGGAAAGCAUUUGUAGAUGAGAGACUUCAUCCAUCAUGGGAGCAAGUUAUUCAUAAAAAGCAAAAAGAACGAACGAUGCAUUAUAAAUACCAUCACAGAUUGUCUCGCAAGGGUUACAUUGGGUUAGAGGCUGAAUUGAGGGAGAAAAAAUUAAUUGCUGAAAAUGAGGAAGUUGAUAGAUCAAUACUUUGGCGUAAAGCUCGCGAGGACAAAUCUAGUAACAUAACAAAUAUGGAAAUAGCAGAAGUCGCUGAAAAAAUUGAUGACUUGUUGGAAAAGAAAGUCAAAGGAUAG
Messenger RNA from Zingiber officinale, 759 nucleotides. RefSeq lists its product as uncharacterized. The transcript has 7 exons. The record is from RefSeq and is a predicted model, not a curated record. Bases 1 to 759 code for a protein of 252 amino acids. NCBI's taxonomy places the organism in Eukaryota, Viridiplantae, Streptophyta, Magnoliopsida, Zingiberales, Zingiberaceae.